This is a messenger RNA of Ictalurus furcatus (blue catfish), 2815 nucleotides long. It is a transcript of the gene muc13b, whose product is annotated as mucin 13b, cell surface associated. Bases 614 to 1957 code for a protein of 447 amino acids. Gene Ontology annotation, biological process: cell-cell junction assembly. Lineage: Eukaryota; Metazoa; Chordata; Actinopteri; Siluriformes; Ictaluridae. The transcript is spliced from 18 exons. The record is from RefSeq and is a predicted model, not a curated record.
GUUUGCAUGUCACAUUUACUGUCAUUUUUUAAAAAGUUAAUCAAAUAUAAAAUAACUGUGCACCAAUAUUUGCAGAAAUAUACUAUAGGCACAUGGCCAAAAGUUUGUGGACACCUGACUAUCACACCCAUAUAUUUUACUGAACAUCCUAUUCCAAAUUUAGUUCCCCCUUUGCUUUUAUUGUAACCUCCAAUCGUCUGGGAAGGCUUUCUACUACAUUUUGGAGUGUGGCUGUGAGGAUUUGCUCCUUCAACCACAAGAGCAUUAAUGAGGUCAAGCAUCGAUGACCGUAGUUAUUUCUGUAAAUAUUUUGGCCUAGGAGCAAGCUCUCUGUUUUGUUCAAUGGGCAGGGUAUAUAGUGUCUGCUUUUGUCUUAAGAGAUCCGGUCCAUGUUUUUCAUUAUAAUGUACAACAGCACAGGUUUAACUGUCUAACUAACAUUCAUGGUUGUAGUUUAGAGGGAGUGGCUUGACAGUCAGACCACACCCAUCGUUUCUCUACACUAAAACUGUGGGAGCUUCCAGAAGGAAUCAGUACACACAGAAAAGUGUUUAAAGAAGCUCUCUGCUGAGCAUUGAUCCUCUAUCCUCGUAUUCAACAUAGGACUUGCAUUAUGGCUGUAAUGAUACAACUCUUGAGCUUAUGCUUACUGGUUCUGCUUGUGGGUGGAACAACUAAUGUCACUGUUCCUGAACCAGCUGAAAGCACACCAACUACCAUUACAACUGCACCAGCUGAAAGCACACAAACUACCAUUACAACUGCACCAGAUGGAAGCAUACAAACUACCACUACAACUGCACCAGCUGAAAGCACACAAACUACCAUUACAACUGCAACAGAUGGAAACACACAAACUACCACUGCAGCUACACCAGAUGGAAGCACACAAACUACCACUACAACUGCACCAGGUCCCUGUUCCUCGAACCCUUGUCUGUUUGACAGCACCUGUCAAGAACUCCUGACUAAUUACACAUGUGUGUGUCGACCGGGACUGUUCUACGAUGCAAAGCUGAACUCCUGUAACCUAGCAAAGACUUUCCCAAGUGAUAUAAGAUUUACAAAAAUGGACUAUAAUUCAAAUAUGGCAGACAAGAACUCAGAAAUAUUCCAAGAGAAAGCAAAUGAUAUCCUUAACCAGAUUAACACUGUUUUGACUAAAACUGAAGGUUAUCUUGGAUCCGUGGUGAAGAGUCUAUCAAAAGGCAGUGUAAUAGCAGAUGUGCAGAAUUUCUACAGUCCUUCGUCACAAGUUACUGAAGAAGAUGUACAGAUGGAAUUACUUAAAGUGCCAGAAACAGACGUCACAAUGAAGAAUUCAUGCUCUACUGGAUUCUGUGAAGAGACAAGCACAUUAUGUAAAGACAAUAAUGGUCUAGCUGAAUGCACUUGCAAGAAUGGAUACAUAAAGUUGACAGCAACACAACAGGCUUGCUUUCCCUGUCCCAGUGGUGAGAAAGCAGUGGAUUCUGAGAAAUGUGAACAAUGUUCUUUUGGAUACUCUGGUUUCAACUGUGAAGAAUCGUACCUCUUAAUUCUAGUUGUGAUCGCCUGUGUUUUGGGCACACUUCUUCUCGGCACUCUCAUAGGUGCUAUAGUCUUGUACUUGAGGUCAACAAAAGAGACCAAAUCUCCAGAAAAAAAUUCCCCAAAUGGCAAUCUGGAGUUCAAUAAGCCUGCAGGAAUUCCCAGGAUCCCACGGGCUAACCCUAAUGGUGGCUGGCAACCGACUAAUCUGGAGAUGGCAGACAGUGGAAGCAGAAAUGCCCUGGUGACAAAGGACCACACAGAUAACACAACGAUGUGGGAUAAUGCAUACACUGAUGAUGCAAGGAGCCAGAAGAGCCAGACACCCUUUAGAACAGGAUAUGGAGCCUCAGGAGCGAAUAACGGGCCCAGGGCCAACAGGAACCCCUACUAUGAUGCAUAUGAGGACAAAAUGCGCCGAUACUAAUUUUACACACACAAAAAAAGACUCCAUUUAUUGAUUUCUUCAGCAGAAAUGGUUUGUCUUAUAAGAAGCUUGGCUCUAUAGAAUGAUGCUAUUAAAAAACAUCUGUACAAAUAGGAAAAAAUAUUUAAAGUAUUAAGCCUUAACAUUUGAAUUAUUAACAUUAGAAAGAAAGUCUUUUAUUGAACUGUAUGCUGGACAAAAACGAAUGAACAUUACAAUCAGAGUAGGUGUGUGUGUGUGUGUGUGUGUGUGUGUGUGUGUUUAAAAGUGAAAGAGCAUGAGACAGAGAUGGUAUGUGCAGCCACAUGUACAUACCUAUAAUGUGCUAAAUGCUAUGUAAUCAACAUAUUAAUUUUAUCUAAUUUAUAAUGUGUUUUUUUUUAUUUGUUGUUAGCAAAGCUUUAAAAAUCACACAUGUAGUGAAAUUAAAAAUGAUGUAAUUUAUUAUGUCUCAUAGAUAAAAUAAUGGUCAGUUUGGUUCACUGAGUUCUGACCCAGCAGAUGUCACCGUUUCAUGCAGUUUGGGCUUAUUCCUUCUAUGAAUAACUGAAUCAGGGCUUGUUGUUGUUGUUGUUGUUGUUGUUGUUGCUGUUUUGCUGUUCACAUUUUUGUGUUUUCAUGAUUUAAUGUCUAGGAUUAAUUUUAAGUACAGCCAUUUCAAUGAAAUGUCAUUUCAUAAGAAGGAAAAUGACUGGAACAUUAUGUAAAUUGUGUACUUUAUCUGCAGAUUCUAAAGGAAUUGUAUAUAAAUAUGAGCAAUCCAGGUGAUGUGCUGCAUUUUAUACUCAAAUUUUUAAUGUUUAAAUAAUUAAUGAAUGCACAAAAACAAUAAAAAUUAUUAUUAAUAAAAAGAAAAAA